Messenger RNA from Vanderwaltozyma polyspora DSM 70294, 1896 nucleotides. It is a transcript of the gene MNT3, whose product is annotated as alpha-1,3-mannosyltransferase MNT3. Gene Ontology annotation, biological process: protein O-linked glycosylation. NCBI's taxonomy places the organism in Eukaryota, Fungi, Ascomycota, Saccharomycetes, Saccharomycetales, Saccharomycetaceae. Gene Ontology annotation, molecular function: alpha-1,3-mannosyltransferase activity. Gene Ontology annotation, cellular component: Golgi apparatus. Bases 1 to 1896 code for a protein of 631 amino acids. The record is from RefSeq and is a predicted model, not a curated record. The transcript has a single exon.
AUGGCACAUCUUUUAACUUCAAGGUUUCGAACAAUUUUAUUAAAGCGCCUAGGAUUAAUAAUUUUACUAGUUGUAUUUCUGAAACUAAUCCAUUUCCCUUUCUUGGAAUCAAAUGGAGGAGAAGUUGUAGAAAGAGCUAAUGUUGCCUUCAGAGAGGCUUAUUCUUUGUCAACCUUUCAUGUAAUUAAUAAACUACAGAAAAAUUCCCAAGAACCUCAUUCUAAAAACAUACUAUUUCCAAAACUGGCUAAUAAAUUUCCUGAAGACAUGACUAACGUGAUUGAAAAUUGGGAAGCUGAAGAGACCAGUAAAGAACAGAAAUGUAGAACUAUGAUUGAAUUGAUGUAUCUAAUCACUCCAACUUGGACAAAUGAUGAAAUUACAAAAUUUCAUAAUAUUGACGAAUUAGAUAAUCUAAUCAUUUCAUUGAUGGGUGAAAGAUUAAGAAUAUAUGAUUACUGUUUUAUGUCAGGAAAUCUUGACAUAAAAAAUGUAUUGGAUGCUAAAAGGUUAAGUUUGGAUACUCCUAUUGAUAUAAGUGAUUUCCAACAUAGAAUGUUUCCAUUUCUAAAAGAAAUUAGAGCAGAAACUGAAUAUUUUUGGCCGACUAUUACAAAUUUAAGAACUAAUACAACAGUUCCAAUACCAAACUUUGAACAACCUCAGAUGGACUUUAAUCUCAAUUUUUGGAAAAAUUGGAGCAAAGCAGCUAGUGGAAAAGGAAUAGUAAUUACAAUGGGAGAGAGGGAUAAACCAAUGUUAUUUAAGUUAUUAAGAGUACUAGAGUUUCAGGAUAAUAAAUAUCCGAUACAGAUAGUUACCUCAGGUAAUGAAUUAUCAAGGGAAUUUAUAAAUGAAAUUCAUGACGAGUUGCAAAGAAUAAAACAAGAUGUUUACUUGGUGGAUUGUGGCUCUCUCUUAGAUCCCCAUUAUUCUAAGGAUCUCAUAAUUAAUUUUUUGAACAAAUGGUUGGCAGUAAUAUUUAAUACGUUUGAAGAGGUCAUAUUUCUAGAUGUUGAUGUAAUUCCCUUCGUAGAUAUGGAUUAUUUCUUCGAUAAUGAAGAGUACAAAUCAAGUAAUUUGCUGCUAUAUAAGGACAGAGUUAUGUUACAUGAAUCAACGUAUCCCCACUGUAUAGAUAUGUUUCAUGAAGUUGAACCAUCAAGGGAGGAAUCAGCUGUAUUAGGCACAAAAAUUCUGUUCGAUUCAAGGACGAAAGAGUUUGAUCAUAAUUCUCAAGUCGCCAUGACAUUUAGAAACUUUUUCCGGAAGCUACAGCUUCACCAUGUUGAUAGUGGCUUGAUAGUAGUUAAUAAAAUGGAAAAGUUAAAUGGUCUUUUAUUCUCCUUUAUGUUACACUUAGAUGCGAAAGUGAGAAGGUGUGUGUAUGGUGAUAAAGAAUUAUUUUGGAUUGGACAACUUUUCGCCGGUCAAACUUAUAGUAUAGAUAAAAUUGAUAGCGGGCUAAUUGGACCUGUUAUAGAAGGUGUUGAUGAGAAGACAAAUAUGAAAAAGUUUCAAAUAUGUGCCACCCAAAUGUCCCAUAGUGAUGCAAAUGGUGACUUAGUAUGGACAAAUGGUGGGUUGAAGACCUGUAAAAUAAACGAUGCAGCUAAGUCAGAUUUCUUGAAUACACCUGAUUACUUCACUGAUAGGUAUGAGACAGAAGAAGUUCUACGAAGAAUUUAUGAAUCACCUUUGAUGAUAGAAGGGCUCAUUAUUCCAGAUGUUAAAGUUGAAUCGUGGUUACAGAUAAGAGAAUGUGCCAACUAUUUUUACUGCGCAAGUGCGCUGUUUAGUGAAACAGAUACUUCGAAUAAUGUUGGGCAAUUCAAAAAAUUCGAUGAACAAGAAAAAGCCAAAUUCAAUAAAAUUUCAGAACUUUGGAACAGUUGA